AUUGCUUGUUGCGCUCGGGGCUCUUGACGCAUGGCCACUGCACUAGCGCUGCCUAGACGCAGAACCGAGACUCGAAGCGCUUGCUGAUUGCGGAGAACGCCGCUAUCAUGGCCCAGGACGCUGGCCUUGUGGACCCUACCCGCUCGCCGCAGGGCAGCAGCCGAUCGACUCCGUCUGACUUCAUCAAGGCUCACUUAGGCCAGUCACAUCCGUUCUUCUCUCAGGAUGGUGGGGGAUCGUGGGAUGUGGCCGGCUCUCCCUUUUUCUACUUGGUCGACCAGGGCGUCACUUCUCGCCUUCUUCGCUCGCUCUGGACAUCCCUUCUAGCCUCCCUCCCCUCACCCUCCCAUCUGCUGCCAACACGCGCGACACAGCUGCCGACGAUCGAAGCGACGCUCGAAUUUCUCCAAGAGCAUGACUGGAAGCUAUCUGAGGCGCAGAAAGCCGCGCAGAAGCAGGCGGAUGAGGCGAACGCCAAGGGAAAGGCUGUCGAGCGUGGCAAUGUCAAUGUUAGCUCGCAAGGCUUAGGCGCAAGCAGCAAAGCCUUUUCGCUCGGUCCAGAGUAUGGGCCAGAUCGCAAAGGAAUGCCGUGCGGGCACAUUUUCAGGGAAGGAGAGGCGAUCUACAGGUGUCGUGACUGCGGACACGACGACACUUGCGUGCAGUGUGCGCCGUGCUUUAACGUUUCGAAUCAUCAAGGCCAUGACAUUGUCUUUAGCAUCAGCUCCGACUCGACGGGCUGCUGCGACUGUGGCGACGACGAAGCUUGGAACAAGCCUUUAGGCUGCAAGUACCAUCAAUCCGAUGUGUACGUGCCAUCCUCAUCAACUCUAUCAUCAUCUGACAUUACUACUGGUGCCCGCGGCUUUUCCCCCUCCUUCCAAGAGACCAAAAUGGAGCUGGAUGACGUCUCUUCGCAGGCCGCGAAUGUGCCAUCGAGCACUAAAGGGAAAGGAAGGGAGAUGCAAAGCGACGCCGCAGCAGCCACAUCCGCCAGCGGAAGCGCCAGCUCAGGCGCUAUUCCGACCCCGCCUGAGGCGGCCGAGAUGGCCGCCCUGCUCCAAACGAUCCCAAAGGGUAUCCGAACCGCUCUUGAGGCGCACGUCAGCUCGAUCUUUGACUUCAUCCUGGACACUUUCGAACAUGCUCCUGACCAAGUGUCGAUAUCGUCGACUCCGGACGCAGUCAGCCGGCUGCAGGCAUCUCCUUCGCUCGCUCCUGUUGGGCCUCCGUCCUCAAGCACAGCACAUACCGAUACCGACCGCGAUGGUCACGGCGAAAGCGCGACUAGUGUUUCGGAUGUGGAGGCAGGGCGUGACAGGCCGGAAGAAACCAUAGCAUACACGAGUGACUCAGCUGAAUUCAUGCCCGCGCUGCCAGGAGGCUUCUUCACGCUCAACAGCUGGAUGCAGCGCGGCUCCCGCGGUUCGCUGGCUGCGCCAUCUACUGAGUCUGGUGGUCGCUCCCUCUUCAGUUCGGACUUGUCCGAGGCUGCCACUCCGCGGCCUGGAGGGCCGAAGCGCUCUUCCGGAACUGCAGCAGUAACGGCGACGAAAGGAGGCCCAUCGCGAUAUUUCACGCUGCUGCUCUGGAACGACGAAAAGCACGAUUUCACGCAAGUAAUCGACAUUGUCAUGGACGUCACCGGUCGAAACGUUGCGCAAGCCAAGGCAGUCGCAGAGAGAGUAGACAAGCAUGGGCGCGACAUUAUCGAGAUCUCCACCGACGUGCCGAAGCUGCUGCUCUGGGGCUUGAAGCUCAACUCGAUUGACCUCGCCGUCAGCAUCCGGCCCUCGUUCGACAUAUUCGCUGAGGAGAUUGCCGCAGUGCUGAUCAAGCAUCUGCUAGACCUGACAUCCUCAGUGCUGUACGUGCCAAAGAAAGACACUGGCCAAGGAGGAAAAAGCAAUCAGCAGGAGGAAGGUAGUCAGCCGCAUCUGCUGGAGACCCUCGUGCCCAGCGCAGCAUUGAUGCGUGCACUGGUGACGGACCAGCUCCUAAAGCCAUGGGAUCACAACAAGCCCGUGUACGCAGACUCGAUGAGCUCUGCGUUCUUCAGUGCGAGCGAUUUGCGCAAGCUGGAUGGCUUGCUCCUGCUCGAGAGCAAGCUCCGGAAGGAGCUCAGAGGCGACGUCAAGCAGGUCCUCAUGGCUUGCAUCGGCAUCAAGGAGACAAAGAAGGAAGUUGCCCUGCGUUUCGCGCACAUGUACUCCAAGGUGUUGGAGACAUUCAUCCUGCGGGAUCGCGAGGCGGACCACUCAAUCUGCUUCAUGACCGUGCAGCUCUUCAGUGUUCCUUCCAUCGCUUCAACGCUGGUCGCGCAGCACGGCUUCCUAGAGAAGCUGCUGCUCAUCCUCCAAGCCAUCUUCACCAGUCAGCAGGGUAAUGAGCCACUGCAGCUGCCUCCGUCGCCGCCUCCCAAGGGGCAGGCGAAUCCGAACUCUCCGCUUUUCAAGCAGCAGCGGUGCUACCACAUAUUCUACGACGUGCGCUACCUGCUCAGCGCCGAGGGCGUGCAGCAGCAACUCGUCUCGCAACUCUCGCAUCUCAACUACUUCCUCGACUUUCUGUCGCUAUUCAAUGCCAUCACGCCCGAUCGACGUGCUGUCAGUCAGCACGUCGAGUACGAGUCUGACGUGUGGAUCCCCGUCUUCCACGUCAGCUCGCACCUCGGGCGCGCAGCAAAGUUGUUCGGCGAGUCAUUCGCCAAGUCAAACACGCGUCAACUCGCGGCCGCGCUCGGCUUGACGGCCCGUCGCAUCCUGCUCAACUGUCUGACGCUACAUCAGAACGAUCCGGAAGUGCACGCACCGGUCAUCUUCCACACGGUCCCGUUCGGCGGCAGGUCGUUCCAAAUCAUCGACUUUGCCGUCGACACGCAAGCGACAUCGUUCCAUCACCCGAUGCACUGGCUUUUCGCCGAGAUGCUGAAGCAUGUCAACGUGCUCUCUGGCGAGAAUAUCGCUGCGCUCGGUAAAUCCAGCCUGGCGGAUCUUCUAGUCAGCGAUGUGGACGAGAAUGGCGUCCUUGUGCUGCUCGAAUUCCCCUUGCGCGUCGCCGUUAAACUCGCCCAGGUGCGAUCAGGCAUGUGGGUUAGGAACGGCUAUGCACUUCGAUCACAAGCGCAUCACUACCGCGAAAACCCCAUGCGUGACAUCAUGUACGAUCAGGAUCUAUACCUACUGCAGUGCGGCCUGCUGCUCGCUGAUCCGGAUCGCUGGCUCGUCACGAUUAUCGAUCGCUUCGGCCUCACCUGGUUCUUCGAGGAUGGCUCUGCGGACGCGGAUCAUGUCAUCCUCAUGGCUGACGAGUUCAUGCUGCUCCUUGUUUACCUGUUGACCGAGACGGCUAUUUUAGGGGGAUGGUCGAUGGAGAAGCUGAUCAGGCGCGAGAUCGUUCAUUUCCUGGCUCUCGGCUCGGGCACAUAUAGCGAGAUCACCAAACACGUGUCGGAGCGCUUUAUGGACCACCCUUCAUUCGAAAAGGUGCUCGGUCAAGUCUCUAAUUUCAGAGCGCCGGAUGGAAUCACCGAUCUUGGCAUUUUUGAGCUGAAGAAAGAGUGUUUCGACCAAGUCAGGCCGUGCUUCAUGCACUACAGCCGCAAUCAGCGCGAGAAGGCCGAGGAGAUCUUGAUGGAGCGCCACAAGAAGAAUGGCGGCCGCGAGGAGACGGCAUUCGCAUGGACGGCCGCCAAGGCUGACAUUGAAAACAGUGGGCUUCUCGCGAGUGGUCGCCUACACGAUGUUUUCUUGACGACUUCAUUCAUGCGAGUUGCCUGUUCGACCCUUCUCAAUUGCCAGCACACCAUGCAACAUACACCCGAGUCGCUACUCGAUUCGACAUUGCACCUACUCUCGGCAGCAUUGUCAGAGAAGGGUUACGCUGUCGCCGCGAAGAUGCUGGCUCCGCCUCCUGCUCGGUCCGGCCCAUCCACCAAUCUUGAAGGAAAGAACCUGCCCUUACUUGGCCUUCUCUGCAGUCUCGAAGCUGAUGAACGCUUCAAGCCAACAAAACACAAAGUGACGUGGCUCAUCAAUCAGACGAGUGAACUGGUUCGCGCAAGUCAGAACGCGGAGGCGAUGGAACUGGUCAACCAGAUCUUUACAAAGGCUGGCAAAGCACCGGUGGGGAUCGAUGCCCAAUCUUCGGAGAAGAAACGCUCGGAUGCCAAGCGUGCAGCUGCCAAGGCCCGGCAAGCAGCUAUUAUGCAGAAGUUCUCUGCUCAGCAGAAAGAUUUGCUCAAGUCGCUCGAGGACGAUCUGGAUGCUGAUGACAUGGAUGAAGAUGCCGAGCAUUCUACCGCCUCCGGGACAGAGGCAGAACGCAAGUCAUUUGGCAGCUGCAUUCUCUGUCAGGAGGAUCUGGAUGGUACGAAGCCUUUUGGCGUUCUUGCGCACAUUCAAACGAGCAGGGUGAUCCGCAUGAUGCCUUGCGCGGACAGCGACGCCAUCGCCCAGGCAGCGAACACACCUCUCACUCUUGACAGGGGGGAAGGAAAAGAGGGACGCCGACUCCGCGGCUUGCCCGGCAGCUAUGCUUCGACCGCUGCAGCAGACGCAAGCAGACCUGCAGGGUCAUUCCCACCUGCCUACAACAAACCCGGGAUGCACACCACGACUUGUGGUCACUUAAUGCAUGCAGCAUGUUUCUGGGACUAUUGCCGGUCGGUAGAACAGCGGCAUGCUCUGCAGAUCGCGCGAGAGCACCCAGAAGACCUCUCACGUUGCGAGUAUGUUUGUCCAUUGUGCAAAGCGCUGGGUAACGUCAUUCUACCGCUGCCGGAGUCUCACAGCUGCGAUGCGAUUGCAGCCAUCAGCAAGGGCCCGCCUGACUCAAUCCCUUUGGCAGACUGGAUCCGCAAGAUCAAUAUCGACAUUCUGAAAUGGUCAACCAGUCAGUCACAGGAUUACCAAGAAGCCGAUGCGGGGACGGGGACGUUCUUGCCUUGGUACGCCGAGGAUUCUCUGACCUCCCUCUCUGGAAACACUCAUUUCUUGGGGCAGGUCGACCUGGACACCUAUCAUAUGCUUGAUCGCUUCUUGACCGUCUUGCGAUUACAGUCGUCCGAGCUCAAGCCGCUGCGUGUGAAGAUGCAGCAGAGAACCAUUUUGGCGCUGCCGAGCAGAAAGCUAUACAUGCCUCAGGAAUUGAUUGGGUAUACCCUCUCUAUGAUUGAGAUCGGACAACGCGGUUUGGUUACUGCAGGCCAGAACACACCCGGUGCCAAUAUUGCCAAUGGUGCCAGCGACUCCACUCUCAGCCUGCUUCGCUCGUUGAUCCACUGCCUCCGCCUCACAGCCAUUAUCGAUCUCAAUGAGCACCAUGGGCUCGAGGUGAUUCGACAAGGCCUUUUGAAGCGGCUCUUGCCACACUGGGCGGGCGAUGAUGCCGUGCGGUCGCCAUUGAUCCUUCGUGACCCGAUGAGUAUUCUCAUUGAAGCUGCAGCGAUCGCGCCUGAAGCACUGGAUCACAUCAUCACCUUGAUGUACUACGUGUUCCUCGUGCAGCUGGUGUUCGGCCUUGCACAGCCCAGUAUGUGGCCACAAGGACCCAUGGGCUUUGGCGGAAGUCGCUAUUUCGCCAUUACGCAAUCAUCGCCUUCAUAUGCAUCCGACAUUGCGGCGGCGCGCGAAGUCUUCCCCGACGUUCGUUGGACAACUGCAAAUAUCAUCGGGCUUGUCGGCUAUGCUCGUGGCAACAUCACGCUCGGCGUCGAUCAUCUGGAGGACGACACGUUGGCAAAGUUACUCUGCACCCACAGUCUACCAUUCCUCCGGCGCGCAGCGGUGCUUCGUGCCGCUGUCUUUGGCACCACAAGCGCAGUCAAUGCAGGCGCUGCUGGACCAGACAGACAUGAUUCGGAGUACCUCCGUCUAAUGCGCCAUAUGAAUGUUCCGCUUCCAUCCGUCGCUCUGCCUGCUAGGGCAGAACGGCAGACGCCGCUGGCUGGACUGAUCGAGGGAUGGAUCAAACAUGCAUAUGUGCCGUUGGCAUCUCUUUUCCGGCCGUUGCCUAUCCACUACUCAUCUCUCAACUCGAUGGCUAGCUUCGGUGCUUCGCAGAUUUCUCAGCCACCUGCCCACCCAACUCUACUGCUGGAGCAUCCUCACAUCUACGAGCUCGUCAAUUUGCCUGACGAUCUGGCGACACUAUUGCAAGAGACGCAACAACGCGUGUGCAAGCGAUGCAAGCAGGUGCCCACCGAUCCCGCGCUCUGUCUGCUCUGCGGAGAGAUUGUUUGCUACCAGAGCUUCUGCUGCCAGAGCGAAGAUGGUAAGCGCGGCGAGUGCAAUCGACAUAUGGAUGAAUGCAGUGGUGCCGUAGGCAUAUAUUUCAAAGUGAAGACGAACGUUGUUCUGCUGCUGUACGAACAGAACGGAACGUUCCUCUUCUCGCCCUACCUCGAUUCGCAUGGCGAGGUUGACAUUGGUCUGCGGAAGGGACGACCACAGCGCUUGCAUCGUCAGCGCUACGACGAACUGCGCAAACAGUGGCUGCAACACGGCAUCUCUAACCUGGUCGCUCGCAAGAUCGAGCAAACACUCGAUACGGGCGGGUGGACGACUUUUUGAGCACUCGCAUGGCAUGUAGCAUAUCGCAUUCACAAUGAGCAUAGACACAUUUCCGC
Molecule: messenger RNA, 6628 nt
Organism: Tilletiaria anomala UBC 951
Lineage: Eukaryota; Fungi; Basidiomycota; Exobasidiomycetes; Georgefischeriales; Tilletiariaceae
Exons: 3
Coding region: 108-6572 (2154 amino acids)
Biological process (GO): ubiquitin-dependent protein catabolic process via the N-end rule pathway; protein ubiquitination
Cellular component (GO): cytoplasm; ubiquitin ligase complex
Molecular function (GO): zinc ion binding; ubiquitin protein ligase activity
Source: RefSeq, a predicted model, not a curated record